Molecule: messenger RNA, 1363 nt
Organism: Musa acuminata AAA Group (dessert banana)
Lineage: Eukaryota; Viridiplantae; Streptophyta; Magnoliopsida; Zingiberales; Musaceae
Product: LOB domain-containing protein 12-like
Exons: 2
Coding region: 490-981 (163 amino acids)
Source: RefSeq, a predicted model, not a curated record
CAAGAUUCCAAUAAGAAUAGAACAUGUUUGCCCAUUUGCUAUUUCUUAUUCGAUCUUGAUUGACUUUUUUUGGGAGAAGAACAACUAAAGUCAAAGUUGACAAUUCAACCAUAGAGAUUUGCGCCUUAUGGCCACUCUAACUUUGAUCGACUGCUCCAUCAUCUUCAUCAUCAUCAUCAUCAAAAGCUAGCAGCAAGGACACGUGGUAAGGAGAAGCUAGUUCGAAGGUUCAACGUCCAGAACGAAGCUUCCUGCAACUCUACUUGUCUGAGAUCCAGGAUGGAGACGAUGCAGGAGCAGACUUGAACUACAUGUGAACAUGCAAGACAAUCUUGAAAUCAUAAGAACCUCCUGUAAUAUCUUAUUGCUCACAGUUUCUGUUUCGACCUUCCUCUCAAACACUCAACCACCAUUAUAAGACUUCAUCACCAUCCAGUGAGAUCCCCAUCUUCCUCCUCUCGCUUCCGAUCUUGGUUUCACGUAGGAGAAAUGGGUGGCAGCUCUCCCUGUGCUUCCUGCAAACUGCUCCGGCGACGGUGCGCUAAAGAUUGCAUCUUUGCUCCUUACUUCCCUCCCGACGAUCCCCACAAGUUCGCCAUCGUUCACAAGGUCUUCGGUGCCAGCAACGUUAGCAAGAUGUUGAAGGAACUUUCCGUGCAUCAGCGAGCAGAUGCAGUGAGAAGCCUUGUCUACGAGGCGAAUGCGAGGAUGAAAGAUCCAAUCUACGGCUGCGUGGGAGUCAUCUCCUACCUUGAAGACCAAGUAUCUCAGCUACAGAUGCAGCUCGCUGUGGCUCAAGCGGAGAUCUUAUGGAUUCAAAUGCAGCAGGCGGAGUCGUCAAUGGUUAACCAGCAGAUCAUCCACGCCGAAGACAAGUCCUUUGUUCAGCACAACAGCCACACCAUAGUGCCUCAGCUCAUGAGUUUUGGCUCCUCCAGCAAUGUAGUCCGGGAGCCUCUCAAGAGGGACAGAGAGAGAUGAUUAGAGGACCCAGGUAACUUCUACUUGGUCAACAACACCAGAAUUAAGUAGAAACAAGAUUGGUGCUCCAUGUACAGACAAAAGCUGGAGAGAGGCAUCUUUCAUUGAAAGAUACUUCCCAAUGAGAUGAUAAAAGCCCCAUGGAAGAAUGGAAAACAUGGCACCUCUUUCGUCCUUCUCAUGGCAGCAAUUUAAUGGCCCUACCAGCUGAUACAAUUUGGAGUAUCAUACAAAAGCACACCACCAAAGUCCUCCGACAGCUGUAUUGCUUUGCAGUGCUUCCUCUGUCAUGAGCUAGCUAACAAUUUAGAUGCAUUUUAAUUUUGAUUUCUUCUCAUCUGUUGAUCAAUACAUUUUCUAUAAAAUGUCAAUCUCUAGUUUC